UGUUCCUUGUGCCUCUUUUGUUGGUGGUGUAUUUGUAAAAACACUUUCUAUCAUCUUUCACAGCAGUGACUGGAUUGAGUUCUAGCUGAACUUUUGCCUUCCUAAUUUGUUCUCUACAUGACAUCUCACCAUCCCUAUAAAUGUUGAAGAAACUACUUGAUAUGACACUUCGUGCUGUGGUUUGGUUGGCACAGCAAUGUUUGGUUGAAGGUUGAUGAUCUUGGAGGCCUUUCUCCAAUGUUAAUGAUGCUAUGAAAAGAACAGAAAUAUAAAUGGAGCUUUAUCCAGUCCACAAGCACCACCACAGCUUUGCACUGUACUUGGAGUGUGGCUGAAAUCUCAAAACUAUGCCAGUAUCUCUUGGGCUGAGUGUGCCAUUUAAUUCUCUCCUCUCCUACAUUCCAUACAGCCAAGGGGGCUGAGAAAUACCUUCUGUUCCAGUUAGAAAGAGGCAAGAUAAAUUGAAAUAAAAAUGCAUAAGCCUGUUUCAGCAAAAUUAACCAGUUUCCAUUUGUCUAAACAUAAAGCCUGGAUCUACAGCUUCAUAUUCCUGGUACACAGUGAUAAACCAAGUACAAGAUGCAAGCUUACCAAUGCUAAACAUCAGCACUGUAGGAACCCAGGCUCAUUCUGUCUGUGUGGUAAUAGUCAUGGCCAUGAAAUAUGGGUGAACAUGUUAGUCCUGAUGUUAUGUCCACAUAAUGUGUCUGAAAGCAAAUGCAGUCAUGAGCCAACUCCAUCAGAAACCACAUUUUGUUUGGUCACCUCACAAUCAAAACCAGGCAGGAUAUGACAAACAGCUUUCCCAUUACUAGAAGUGUGACUACAGAGGGUUAAAAAUGGGGCAGUGAUAGUGACAGGACCUCUUUAGAUGUUUUCAAUUACUGCAUGGUGUCAAUCUUGCCAAAUAACCACAUGAUUUGCAGGAUUUGCAAUGGAAAUGAGGUCCAUAGUAAAGAAAAAUAUUUCCAUUUCCUUAGUUCAGAGCAGGUACUACACCUUAAAUACCAGGGGAGAAUUUGAUCACUGCAAGUUAAUCAACAUAUUCAGUCAGCUCCAUAGGUAACUCGCUGCUUCAUCUGUGCUGUGCUAGCACUUAAUUCACAUUAGGAGCUCUCUAAUGCUCUCUCUGCUGCAGCAAAAACAACUCCUGCAAGAGCUGUGUGCAACAAUUCACACAGAGCCAGGUGUCGGUGGGAAUUAGCAGGAGCUCUGUGCUUCCCUAAUGGAGAUUUAAGCAGGCUCAGCUUGCAUUACUCAAAGUCAGAAGACAAGAAUCACUCUGUGGCAGUCAGCUCCUAUCAAGUCAGUUUAGAUACACUCCCAGCCUGUCAAAGGAGGUUUUUUCUAAGAUCAGCAGUCUUUGCUGAUGACACCUACAUUAUUACAGUUAUGGUUGGUUUGCCCUGCUCAGGGCAUGCAGAACCUGAUGUGUUUGUCUGGUACUUAUGUGGCUUCAUGCAGCAUAAUCUGCUGUAAAUUUAGUCAUGAAUUAGUGACAAUUAAUGACCAAAUCUGUCAGUCAGAACAGAUGAAGAAAGAGGAGAAGCAGAGGCAGCACAGGCAAAAAGGGCAACAGGUCUGUGAAAUCUGGUCCUCCAAUCCUUUGAAAGCCACAACCUGAUUUUGUAAUCCUACCCUCAGUAGCACACAGUUUCCAGGACUCAUCCUUUGAGACCAACAGGUUUCUCUAUACCCUUUGCCAUGUUUUGUACCUCCAUUUGUUCAGAUUUUCACAGCUCAAUUAGACAAAACUGGAAUAGUGAUGAUGAUCUUCUGAAAGGGAGCUUGGACAAAACAAUUUCCAGAGUCCUUUUCAACCAAAGUAUUUUUAUGAUUCUCUGUUCAGCAAGAAGCAGAAAAGAUAGGAGUAAUGAGAGUCCAGAAACCCUUUCAGGUUUGUAUGUUAUUCCUCUUUGUUGAACCAGUGUUAUACACAGAGAAUAUGCCCCAGGGAGAGAAACUGCAUUCACCAUACCAGCAGUCUAUAGAUCCAUCCUGAAUCACAGACAAAUGGUUUGUUUUUCUAAUUUACCUCCUUAAUUGGAGUGACCCCAGGGAGAACAGCACAAGAAGGAGGUUUUAUCCCUCCAAGUAUUUUCAAUUGCUCUGCCUUUCUAGAGGUCUAGAGGACAAAGAGACCCUGAUCUCCACAGGGCAUGUUCUGUGACACACACACAGCUGCCUGCAGAGGUCUGGGGGCAAACCAUAGCACCACUGCUUGUAGAUCAGAUGAGAGCCAGCACAGCAAUCUCUUCAAACCAUGACCUAUCUCAAAUCUAGCAAAUAUUCAUAGAUUAAAGCUGAUAUGUCCUGUGUUUAAUCCCUUCAGCUAUACAAGGCCCGAUUGAAGUAACUAUUGACAUUUCUUUCAAUUUGGAGUUGUUCAUCCCUAUUCUCUACAAAUUCCUCUGCUGAUCCUCAUCUUCUCCCAGCCUCUUGCUUUUCAGUCAGUCCCCAUACUCUCCAUACACCUUUCCAUGGUUCCCUGAGCUCCCUCAUCACUGCUGCAGGGCCCAGAGACCAGCAGAGUGGUCAUAGCAGCAGUACCUCCUAACAUCUGUCACACACAGCUGCUGCUGCUGCUGGCCCAGGCUCCUUCUGCAGCAGAUCCCAAGGCUCCUGCCUUACCACCGGCUGCCAAAAAGUGGAGCCAGUUCCCUUAGAGGACUUUUCAUUAACUCCAUCCCUAGGACAGUCUCCACAGGCAUGAAGCAGACAUUUCACAGCCACAUUCCUGCCAGCAGCAGGGGCAGUUACAGGGUGAAAAGUGAAUGCUUUCACUUUGUUUCCAGCUUUUUUUUCCAAUUGCUUCCUGUUUCCAACAGCUUCCAGCUUUUUUAUAUGAGGAAAUGGGGGCACAGCAGUAGCUGGAUCUUAAUGAGAGUUGGACUGCAAAGACUAAAGAGGAUUUUGACAGACUGAAGUGUUCUCUGUGAGCCAGCAACUUGGGCUACUGAGAUUACUAAUUUUCUGCCACUGCCUUCCUAAGAGGCUGUGGGCAAGCACAGAAGGUGUGCCUCAGUUUCUCCAUCUCUAAAAUGGGGGUAAUGGCUUCCUUUGAAACACUUUGACAAACAUUGAUGAAAAAUAGAGAAAUAUUGUUAGCAAUAAGAAAAAAAAAAUAUUUUUCUCUAAGUUUUUUCUAAGUAUGACUAAGAGUCAAAACAAAAUGAAGAGGGGAAGUUCCAAGGAAUUACUGUUCCCCAAAAGCCCCUCUUACCCCAGGGUGCAGAAAAACCUUGAAAAUCCCUAGGAAUGUAUUUGAAAGGAAAAGAGUGAAUCUUAUAGUGAGAAGAUUGCUUGUGCAAGAAAAGAUUAAUAUUUCUAUUUUCUUCUACUUCUUACUUUUAUCCUUGUAAGAAUCAUAAUCAUCAAGGACAAAUUACACAAUUUAAAAGUCAACAGUGAGGAAUAUUACACCAGGAGCAUCUUAAUGCAAGUCAGUGCCUCAAUGCAAAGCAAAGCAAGUGGAGCCCAUUGGGAGCUAAUGAACAACAGUUUUGUUCUAGUUAGGGGGCAGCUGUCUGCAUAAACAAGUGACUAACCCUCUCCCCAUUUGGGUUAUACAUCCUGCUGCUCAACUCCAGCCAUUUGGUAAGAUGUACAUCUUCAAAUCCUCAAAACUAUCUUACACUUUGGGUGGUUACCUUGAAUGUGUGUGGGGUACAGCUUUUAAACAACUUCCCCCUCAAGAGAAACCUUUUAGGUAUUUAUAGCACACAAGGGGAAAUAUCAGGUCUUCUGAAACAUUCAUUCCCUGUUUAUAGUAUAAUAGUGACCAAUAAAUGAAAUUCCCAUUACAAAGAAAAUCAGGUUUUUCAAAACAAGGUAACUCCAUAUCAGUCCAUUAGAAAGCCAAGCAGUGAAAAAUUGGGAGUGUUUACAUGAUCCAAAUCACACAGGUUAGAUACCUUUAUAAUCAGGCUUAAAAUUCUGAAUCCUGUGCCGUCAAAAUACCGCUUCUCUUUCAAGGCUGAUGAGAAGUGUGCCUAUUUUUAGCAUGUCAGUAGUCAGAUAAAAAAGUGGAAGUCUCUAAUGUGGUGGUCCUCAAGCAUCAUCAGCUUUCCCCAUCAAACAAAAGCAGAGCACUGAAAACAGCUGUAGAGCACUGAAAAGAGCUUCUCAGUUAAUUGCAAGUUUACUGAUUCAACAGGAUCAUCAAAUUGGGCUGAUGUACUGAGUCAGUCUCUGUUCCCUGCCCUGCCCAAGAGGUGCCAGUGCAAGUUCUUGUCUGGCUGCAUUGAGAUGUGUGUUUAUUUGUGUAUUCACAGAGGAGGGGAGGCUGCACUUUCUAAGGAGAAAUUUCACACAGAGAUUUAUUUUUUUUUAAGAUAUACCCACAGGCUCAUGUGAACAUUAUCAGCAAUAGCAGGAAAAUGGGACCGGGACAAGCCAUGGAGAGUCUGCUAUCAAGCAUGCACUGCUCAAAUCACCACAAAACAGUGACAAGAAGAUCUGUUCCCAAGGUGAACAAAUGCAUUCAAGUUAAUAUGGACUCUGAAGAGGAGAACCCCAGUGCACACCUGAGCCUUUCUCCGACAGCUGGCCUUUCUGGGAGGUCAGAGCAUUGUCCAGGGAACACAUCACCUUCUCAGAAAGACAUUUCCUCUUCCUCCCAUGAACAGUCUGUCAUGCCAGCUCUGCUACCACAGCUGCCUGCACCUCCACCCCUACCUCUUCCCCCUGUUUCCAUGCCUGGCAUAAAUGCCCCAUCACUCCCAUCUCCUCAGCUCUGCAGCAAUCCUGGGUGCAGUCAUCCCACCUGUGGAUGUGGGGAGCAGCCCCACACUAAGAAGACGCCGAUGGUGAGGAUGAAGGUGCUUCACUGGCAGAAGCUCCCCUCUGAUGUGGUGAGACAAAGCCGCUCCAUAUGGGCUGUGAUGCCAAGCAGCAGCAAGGAGCUUGUGGAACCUGAUUAUGCAACCUUGGAGCUUCUUUUCUCUGUCCCACCAAGGACACAUACAGAGAAAACAGGGCCAAAUAUAAAGAAAAAAGAGAUCACAUUCAUAGGUCCAAAGAAAAGCCUCCUUCUGAGCAUAUUUCUGAAGCAAUUUAAGUGCUCCAAUGAAGAGAUUGCUGCCAUGAUUCAGAAAGGGGAUAGAUCCAAGCUGGAUGCUGAGAUACUGAAACAGCUACUUAAACUGCUGCCUGAAGACCAGGAGAUAAAUAGCCUGAAAUCUUACAAAGAAGAAAAAUCACAGCUGGCAAAUGCAGAUCAGUUUUAUCUCCAUCUUUUGGAAGUUCCCAGCUACCAGUUGAGGAUUGAAUGUAUGCUGAUUUGUGAGGAAACAAAAAUUCUGCUGGAGUGUCUGUGGCCAAAAGCACAAGCCAUCAGGACAGCCUGUGAAACAAUUCUUACCAGUCACCGACUGCCAGUUUUCUGCCAAUUGAUUCUUAAAGUUGGAAAUUUUCUGAACUAUGGACGUCACACUGGAAAUGCUGGAGGUUUUAAAAUUAGUGCCUUGCUCAAACUAACAGAAACAAAAGCAAACCAAAACAACAUUACUCUGCUUCACCAUAUUUUGGAGGAGGUUGAAAAAACCCACAAAGAUCUCCUGCAGCUUCCCAGAGAUCUUGAUGCUGUUUCCAAGGCAGCAGGAAUCCACAUUGAUGCCAUGCAGGCUGAGGCAGGUGCCAAUUUGAAGAAACUGUUGGAAAUAGAGAAACGCUUAUUUUUGUCAACAUGUGAUUUAAAAAUACAGCAUGGAAAAUCUGUGCAAGUAGGUAAUGUGAGUGUGACACAUUUCCCAUCUUUCUUCCUAAACACUCUCUUCUUAAAGGCACUGUGAUUCAGGUUACAACUGGACAUUAAGCCCUGUGGGAAAGGGGUUAUUAAUACACCCCACUGUGCCCUGAUGGAAGAAUUAUCCCAGAUUUUCCUCCAUUUCUGUGAUGUGAUACUGGGAUAUGGAAACAGCUGAGGACUAGACAGAUUUUUCUGUGGGUUAAAGAAAGGAAGGCCCUAAAAAUGAAAUGUAGGCUGCAACUAUAAAUACGUACAGUGCAGCACAGAAACAUGUUUUGUCUCACUGUGCUUUGUGGGGAAAAAGUGGAUAGAUUUGCAAUAUGCUUCCCCCUCCCCCCAUAUUUCCUAACAUCCUAGCUUUUCAUAUUCUCAGGACAGGUCACUUAACUAAAACUAUAAGAUAGAAAUCCUGGUGCUGCAUGUCCCU
This is a messenger RNA of Parus major (Great Tit), 6176 nucleotides long. RefSeq names its product inverted formin-2-like. Lineage: Eukaryota; Metazoa; Chordata; Aves; Passeriformes; Paridae. Bases 4380 to 5792 code for a protein of 470 amino acids. The record is from RefSeq and is a predicted model, not a curated record. The transcript is spliced from 11 exons.